Molecule: messenger RNA, 1588 nt
Organism: Suillus clintonianus
Lineage: Eukaryota; Fungi; Basidiomycota; Agaricomycetes; Boletales; Suillaceae
Product: aspartic peptidase domain-containing protein
Exons: 6
Coding region: 112-1569 (485 amino acids)
Biological process (GO): proteolysis
Molecular function (GO): aspartic-type endopeptidase activity
Source: RefSeq, a predicted model, not a curated record
UUUGGGCGGGACCGAGGUACUGUGCAAGUUUCUUUUUCCUUUUGACGCCACAGAUCGUUAUCAUCUCUCUUUUAUCACUUCCUCUCUGUCUUGCUCUCCGCUUGUUUACUGAUGGUUUCUCUACCACUUGUAGUGAUCGCACUCCUCCCAUUCACUCUUGCUGCUCACCAACCGGAUGUACGCGUUGUUCAUGCCCCAAUUGUGCGACGAAGUCAUUCCAACCGAGUUGCGAACUUACCAAAAGCUGUGGAAGCAUUGCGGAAGAAGUAUGGUUAUGAAGCAACGAAUUCGAACGUGAGGAGCACAAAUUCGAAGCGAGCAAGCACUGCUGCAAUUCCCAUCACGGACGAGGAAAACGAUUCCAGUUACUCAGGCGUUGUGAGCAUUGGAACUCCACCACAGAACUUUAAUCUUGUGCUCGAUACUGGCUCUUCUGAUCUUUGGGUUGCAACAACCUCAUGUACCUCUUGCGGAUCAGAUGUUCCCAACUUUAACCCCUCAAAAUCGUCGACAUACAAGGCUACCUCCUCCCUCUUGGAGCUUGAUUAUGGUUCAGGAUCGGCGCAAGGUAUUAUCGCCCAAGAUAGAGUCACCUUCGGGUCCUUCGAAAUGUCUCAGGAACUACUCGCUGUUACUAACAUUACUUCUGGCUUGAUCGACGAUGGACUCUCAGGCAUCAUGGGUCUCGGGUUUGCCUCUAUUUCUGGUCUCCAGACCACCCCUUUCUGGGAAGCCCUGUAUAACGCCAAUGAUCUCUCAGAACCCUUGUUCUCUUUCUACCUUGAACGUUAUGUCAACCAACCAAAUCAGAUUAGUGCUGCCCCGGGCGGUAUGCUCACUCUCGGAGGAACAAAUUCGAGUUUGUACCAGGGCUCCAUCGAGUACAUGAACCUGACCGGUCCGCCAUCAUAUUGGUUACUCUCUGUCAGCUCGGUCACUGUACAGGGCAAGACCAUUACCGUUGACCCACCUAGUGGUCUUGCUGCCAUCGACACGGGCACUACCCUCAUCGGGGCACCCACACCCAUUGCUGCAAGUAUUUGGGCUCAAGUCCCUGGAUCCACAGAGCUUGCUGGAGAUUGGCAAGGCUUAUAUGCAUUCCCCUGCGACACUAAUGUCACAGUUCACAUCUCCUUCGGCGGUACCAACUGGGCGAUCAGUCCCCUGGACAUGAACCUCGGGACACUCAACGACACAAUGAUCGGCAACGCGAAUACCACUUCUCAGAUGUGUGCUGGCGGGAUCUUCGAUAUUGGCAUUGGCAGCACUCCUGCUUGGAUUGUCGGCGACACGUUCCUGAAGAAUGUGUACUCCGUUUUCCGUGCUAGUCCUGCUGCCGUUGGCUUUGCCCAGCUUGCCAGUGGCUUGAGCUCUUCAACCGGACCUUCCGACCCGAACCCAGUGCAGGUGACUGGCUUGACACCCCUACCUACUAGUACCUGCGCAAGCUCGAGUGGAAGUACGACGAGCGGUAGCACAAGCUCUGGAUCUAUUUCUUCUCACAAGAACAUCGCCGUAUCCCUUACUCUUCUCGCCUCCGUGGCAGGCUGCUUCACCCUCUUCCUCUAAGCAGAGCCUAUGCACACUG